UGAGGGUGUAGUCUGUUUUGGUGCGACACAAGCAAUGAAGGCGGUGGUGAUCACUAGACCAGGUGACCCAGAAGUGCUUCAGGUACGGGAUGUGGCAGAGCCAUUAAUUAAGGACCAUGAGGUCCUCAUAAAGGUUGCUGCCUCUGCUUUGAACCGUGCCGAUACCUUCCACCGCAAAGGCUUAUAUGAGCUUCCAAGCGGUGACGCCCCCUUUCUGGGUAUGGAAUGCUCUGGCACCAUUGAAGCCCUCGGUAAAAAUGUUACCCGCUGGAAAAUUGGUGACAAGGUAUGUGCUUUACUCCAUUGGGGAGGGUAUGCAGAGAAGGUAGCUGUUCCAGUAGAACAAGUUCUCCCUAUCCCACCUGGUGUCUCUUUGGAGGAUGCUGCUAGCCUGCCUGAGGUGGCAUGCACUGUUUGGUCAACGGUUUUUAUGACCAGUCGACUAUCAGCUGGGGAGACAUUCUUGGUUCAUGGGGGUUCCAGUGGAAUUGGUACAUUUGCUAUCCAAAUGGCUAAAUUUCAAGGAGCAAAAGUCUUCACUACGGCAGGAAAUGAAGAAAAACUAGUUGCUUGUAAAAAUCUCGGAGCAGAUGUUGUUAUCAAUUACAAGACAGAGGACUUCGUCGCUCGAAUAAAGGAAGAAACUGGCGGGAAAGGUGUUGAUGUCAUUCUGGAUCACAUGGGAGCAUCCUACCUGCAGCGAAACCUGGACAGCUUAAACUCUGAUGGAAGGCUUUUCCUUAUCAGCAUAAUGGGUGGGGCUGUAGGAGAAGUAAAUCUGAAUAGUUUGCUCACAAGGCGCCUCACAGUACAGGCUGCUCGCUUGAGAUUCAGAAGUCCGGAAAAGAAAGCAGAGAUUAUUAGAGAGGUGGAGAAAAAUGUGUGGCCUGCCAUUGCUUCAGGGAAGGUGAAGCCUGUUGUGUAUAGGUACUUCCCAUUAUCUGAAGCAUCAGAAGCUCAUCGACUCAUGGAAACCAGCAAGCAUAUUGGAAAGAUAUUGCUCCGACCAUGAAUUUGUUAAACAUAAAUGUUUGAGCUUAUGGUCCCUACUUGUCACAUAA
Messenger RNA from Neltuma alba, 1061 nucleotides. RefSeq names its product quinone oxidoreductase PIG3-like. Bases 35 to 1012 code for a protein of 325 amino acids. Gene Ontology annotation, molecular function: oxidoreductase activity, acting on NAD(P)H; NADPH binding. The record is from RefSeq and is a predicted model, not a curated record. The transcript is spliced from 6 exons. NCBI's taxonomy places the organism in Eukaryota, Viridiplantae, Streptophyta, Magnoliopsida, Fabales, Fabaceae.